AUGAACAAAAAUAUAAGUGACACAGAUUCUCAAUUGGACGACGUUUUUGCAGCUCUCGGCGAUCCUUUAAUUAAAGGUCUGACCGAAGUGGCAAACGUGAAACCUAAGGAUCCGGUUGCAUUCCUCGCUAGUUUCCUACAAAAUUUUCCAGAUAAAGAAAAGCCUCAAUUAGGUACGCAGGAAACAAAUGUGAUAGUGACACGACAGGCGGCUGAGGUGGAAAAUGACCAACCACCACCGCCGGUGCAGCCUUUAAAGGGAGCCAGGAGUGGGUCGCGAACUGCCACGAAGACUCACCGACCGAUCGAUGUCGUCACUGUCGACCCUCAAGCCGAAAGUAGUCCAGAUGGUCCAGAAGCAGCAUUCAGUAGCGCAACACGGGAUGAGCAUGGACAGUCAAUGCUACAUUUCGCAGCGGCUCGCACCCACACACGUAACGCUCUAUUCCAAUUGCUUCAAGAGUCCGACAUAAGUCUAGGGUACAGAGAUGAACUAUACAGAACCGCCCGCGACGUUUCUAUACAAGCCAACGUGCUGGAGAACACCGGAGAAAUAGACAGAUGGGUGUUACAUUUAGCUGCGAGAGGGAAUAAGGAGAAGAUAAUGGAACUAUUGUUGGAAGGUUACGAUCACAUCCUGGACGUUGUGGACGAAGACGGUGUGAAUAUAACUGAUGUAAUUGCGCAGCGCGGGGACAGCGAGAUGGGUAGUCUGCUCGAGUCCAUACCUACAUUCGAGGAGUCUCGAGAAUCCCUCCACGGGGCCGUGCGACGUGGAGAGUUGUCAGCGGUCGAAGAAGCAUUAUCGGCAGAGGGCGGGCGAACUCUAGCUCGCGCGCAGAACUCAUUCGGCCGAACCGCUCUCCACAUAGCUGUGUUGGCUCAACAUGAAGAAGUCGUUGCAUAUUUAGCACAAAACCACUCAGAGUUACUACGGAUUGGUGACAAUUUGGAGCGCACUCCACUACACUACGCAAUGGGAGUGGAGAAAAUAGAAUCCCUAAGUAGGGUACUAAUCAGAGCUGGCGCGAAACGAGUUCUCAAAGACCUAAAGGGUCGACAACCCUCCUACUACUUCAUGAAUAAGUCGGACAUACUGCGGCUAAAGGAAGAGGAAGAAGUGUACUGAAACUGAAAGAAACAUAAGAAACUAGUGAAGAAUAACGUUGUGAUCAUGACAAAGAAUGUACCUACAGCUGUAUAAGAUUGUUUGGAAAUGCAAGAGACAGAAUUUGUGUCAUAGGCGCUUCUUGUAUUGCACUAUAUAGCAAAUGGCAAUAUUUUUAUUAGAAAUUAAUGUUGAACCAAAUUAUUAGUCGUGUGCCGAAUAAUAUCGAGUAGUGAUCGUCCUUUUUCUAUGAUAUUACAUGUAAUUUGUACUUGA
Messenger RNA from Achroia grisella, 1383 nucleotides. RefSeq lists its product as uncharacterized. Bases 1 to 1128 code for a protein of 375 amino acids. NCBI's taxonomy places the organism in Eukaryota, Metazoa, Arthropoda, Insecta, Lepidoptera, Pyralidae. Gene Ontology annotation, molecular function: protein binding. The transcript has 6 exons. The record is from RefSeq and is a predicted model, not a curated record.